Molecule: messenger RNA, 297 nt
Organism: Dovyalis caffra
Lineage: Eukaryota; Viridiplantae; Streptophyta; Magnoliopsida; Malpighiales; Salicaceae
Source: the annotation of a GenBank genome assembly
AUGGAGAAGGCAGUUUGGGAUUUUACUGAGCUACCUGAGGCUCCUUUCACUUUGUGUCGAAAGGAUUUUGGAAUCGCACUGAUUGGACUUUGGAGUACAUUUCUAGGCCUGAAAAAGUUAUAUGGGAGGCACAGUGGACGAAUUUUAGAACAGAUUCGAGAUCCAACCAAGAAUGGCUCUCGUAAAAAGAGACAAAUAGUAAGAACUGUCAACAGAGGGCUCUUUAUCUUGAGCGGUUUAGGAUGCCAAAAAUUGCAUGUCGUUGUUCAAACGCCAAUGAAGUGUUUGAAGGAUUAG